Molecule: messenger RNA, 1005 nt
Organism: Prunus avium (sweet cherry)
Lineage: Eukaryota; Viridiplantae; Streptophyta; Magnoliopsida; Rosales; Rosaceae
Product: chlorophyll a-b binding protein of LHCII type I, chloroplastic
Biological process (GO): photosynthesis, light harvesting
Cellular component (GO): membrane
Source: RefSeq, a predicted model, not a curated record
AUCAUAUUCUGCAUACUCAAUCAUCAAACAUUUCACUGGCUUCAUAAGUAUCCACCCUCUCUCUCUCUCUCUCUCUUUCUCUCUCCGAAGAUAUAAGACAUGGCAACUAUGGCUCUCUCAUCCCCUUUCACCGGGAAGGCCAUUCCUUUAAACACACAGACAGAGUUCUCAACUGUCCAAGGCAAUGGUAGAGUUUCUAUGAGGAAGACAGGCAGAAAGCCAGCUGUAUCAUCAGGCAGCCCCUGGUACGGCCCUGAUCGUGUCAAAUACCUCGGACCUUUCUCUGGUGAGGCGCCAUCUUACCUAACCGGCGAAUUCCCCGGUGACUAUGGUUGGGACACCGCUGGACUCUCAGCUGACCCUGAAACUUUUGCCAAGAACCGUGAACUCGAGGUUAUUCACUCAAGAUGGGCAAUGCUUGGGGCUUUGGGCUGUGUUUUCCCAGAGCUGCUCUCCAGAAAUGGAGUCAAGUUUGGUGAGGCAGUGUGGUUCAAAGCUGGAGCUCAAAUCUUCAGUGAGGGUGGCCUUGACUACCUUGGAAACCCAAGCCUAGUUCAUGCACAGAGCAUUCUAGCAAUAUGGGCAACUCAGGUGGUUCUCAUGGGUGCUGUUGAGGGUUACCGCAUUGCCGGAGGACCACUCGGUGAGGUCACUGACCCACUGUACCCAGGAGGCAGCUUUGACCCUUUGGGGCUUGCAGAUGACCCAGAGGCAUUUGCAGAGCUUAAGGUGAAAGAACUUAAGAAUGGCCGACUUGCCAUGUUCUCAAUGUUUGGCUUCUUUGUGCAGGCCAUUGUUACUGGAAAGGGCCCUAUUGAGAACCUUGCUGAUCAUCUCGCUGAUCCUGUUAACAACAAUGCCUGGGCUUAUGCCACCAACUUCGUACCCGGCAAGUGAGGACCCUAGUGUGAACAAGAGAACUUCCAGCCACCUAUUUGUGUGUAAUUUAAGCUUCAAAAUAUGUAUUAAUGGCCAAUUUAACUGAAUCAUGAGAUAUUUUAAAAA